AUGGCCGAACAAUACCCGCCAAGCUUGGUCUUGUCUGCAAUUGCUGACCAUCUCGACCGUCACCACAGCGAGAUUCGUGUUACUCUACCCACAAACCGUUUUACGCUUCAACAAGGACUGAGUGCUAUUCUGGACUGUCUUGGUGAACUUUCUGACCAUGUUUCACUACCGACCUCCAACCCAGCCCGGCGCCAGGCCCUCAGACUCCAGGCGCUGGAAAACAAAAAUGCGUUCGACGAGGCUCGACCUUUCUCAUCAACCCGGCAGAUUCGUGUCCCAGGAAAUCUGAAGCCUGAAGACCAUCCACCAUCCCCCUCUCCCAACCGCCGCGCCUUGUUGAAGCAAAAGUUCCUGGAUGAGGAUGGACCUCCUUUUAGAGACCUUUCCUCUUAA
This is a messenger RNA of Aspergillus versicolor CBS 583.65, 393 nucleotides long. RefSeq lists its product as uncharacterized. Bases 1 to 393 code for a protein of 130 amino acids. Lineage: Eukaryota; Fungi; Ascomycota; Eurotiomycetes; Eurotiales; Aspergillaceae. The record is from RefSeq and is a predicted model, not a curated record. The transcript has a single exon.